UAUAACAUGAAAAGCCACAGAGGUGGAAUGUAGAACGAUCGAAAACGACUCAUGGCAGGAGAUGAAUGGAGGAGGUUAGAAUCUUGUUCCUGUUUCUGUUCUCACAGAUAUGUUUCCAUGUCGGCGCUACAGAAUAUCCAAGACUCACGUUCGCUGCGAUUGGAGAUUUCGGUGGAAUUCCUCUACCGCCAUAUACCACAUACAUGCAAAAGAAGAUAGCCAAAGUGAUGGGCAAGUACGCAGACUUAAAAGAAGUAAAAUUUGUGCUUGGCUUAGGCGACAAUUUCUAUUAUGAAGGUGUGAAGUCAGUGGAAGAUCCCCGAUUUUUUUCAACCUUUGAGCACGUGUAUACGAACCCCGCUCUUAAAUCAGCCACGUGGUAUAUGAUCGCUGGAAACCAUGACCACGCCUCUAAUGUGUCUGCACAGAUAGCCUAUACUAAGGUGUCCCACCGCUGGCACUUUCCGGAUUUCUUUUACUCUAGAGUAAUGCAGAUCCCUGGAUCAACAAAAACUGUUCAAAUUGUAAUGUUGGAUACAACUCUCCUCUGCUGUAAAAAUCAAAAAAAGUUGAAGAAUCUGCCGAGUCAAAAAGAUCAGUUAGAAUGGAUCGAGCGAACGCUUAGAGACUCAAGAGCGGAUUAUCUGAUAGUAGCUGGCCAUCAUCCAGUCUUAUCAGCUGGUAUCCAUGGCAGCACUCUGUAUUUGGUAUCUAAACUUAAACCACUGCUAGAGGAGAACGACGUCACAGUUUAUCUCAGCGGUCAUGAUCACAAUCUACAACAUCUCAAGGAAGAGCACUCUAACGUGCACUACUUUGUGACAGGAAAUGGAAAUUUCUUCAAUGCAUUGGAAGAACACAAGUGGAAAGUAAAAUCGUCACUGAAGUAUUUUAAUGGACAAACUGGAGCAUUUACUUUACUCGAAGCUACUCCUGAUUUUCUUAUGAUCUCGCAAAUAGACGAUAGAGGACGACAGGUGUAUCAAGCGAAGUUAUUACCGAGGACUUCUUCUCAACCACAGAGCGAUGCUGAAAAUACGAUUCUCGACGAGUUUUUCACUUCACAAACUUGAAUCAGAUAGAGUUGUCUGGUUGUAAAAUCCCACUCGAUUAGCUGAAAGUAGUCUCAAAUUUGUAUGUAAAUACGUUUUCAUCAUGAUAGAGGGCAUUUCAACUGAGCGUUUUAAAACCAAAGCAGUCACAGCAACCACUGAGAUAUGACAGUGAUAUUACAAGGAACCAAUCAGAACUCAAAUAAGAUACUUUUAAACGUCCUGAAGCGCGGGAAAAUGACAGUAACCAAGUUCCAUUGAUGUAACAUUUGCAUCUGAUUGGUUGAGGAGGUGAUACAGCUUGAUUAGAAAAAUCACAGAGGAAAACAAAGCCAAUUUAAUCUCAGUUUUCCUUAGAAACUUCAUUGGGAGCUGCUCAUGAGACAUAAGAUAACAAUAAAUUACCAAAGCCUUGAGGCGCUUAUUUCAGGGAAAAAAAUUGUAUUUUAGAUAAGAGGAGGGGAUUGGGUAUCGGGGUCAGUGUUAGCAGUAGUCUGGCUAUCUCGUACUCAGAUCCUAACAUGUAACUGCAACCACUUUGCCAUGAAAGUUCUGGGUACGAGACCAGUUGUUUAGGGCUGUUAGAGUAUUUUUAAAUUUAAUAUUAAUAGGUCUUAUUAAAAUUACGUUUAUGGAU
This is a messenger RNA of Pocillopora verrucosa, 1689 nucleotides long. RefSeq names its product tartrate-resistant acid phosphatase type 5. NCBI's taxonomy places the organism in Eukaryota, Metazoa, Cnidaria, Anthozoa, Scleractinia, Pocilloporidae. The record is from RefSeq and is a predicted model, not a curated record. Gene Ontology annotation, molecular function: ferrous iron binding; ferric iron binding; acid phosphatase activity.